CAUCUCAAGACAGACCUGAAGAUGUGGCACUCUCGGCCCAUGUUGUGUUUUUCUUUGCUCCUCUGUGGACUUCUUGGGGAAUGCUUAGGAACUGCCCUUCUGCCCAAGGAUAAACGUGGCUGGACCCUGAACAGCGCUGGAUAUUUGCUGGGACCUCCAGAUGCCCACCAGACGCUGACGGAUAAAGGAGGCCUAGCCGGUAAGCGGGAAGCUAUGGAGGACCUGUAUUCGUUAGGGCAGGAUCCCUUUGCUACAGCUGUCCGCCCCGCUGAGGAAAGCACUCUCCAAACCCUGAUGGAUUUCCUCUCUUUCCUGCACCUCCGAGAGCAAGCGGCUGUUUCACGCCUGCCACUCCCACUGGUGGAAAAAUCCGUUCAACAGUAGCGUCUCUCUCCUAAAUGGUGCCCCACCAGAGCUGCCUGCUAUUGCCUCACUCAGACUUUCCCCCAUUUCUCUUUCUCUGACUGUCUCCCUCUUUUUCCCCCCCGUGGAAUUGUUAUUCCAACACAAAUUCGUGUCAGUAUGUUUUGUUCUUGUGCCAAACCCUAAGGUUUCCUCUUCAGUUGACAGACAGUGCAGUGUAGUGGUUACAGUACUGGACUAGUUUCAGUCUACAGGAGAUCACUUGGAUUCGAGUUCAGUAGCGUUUUUAAGACCGACGAGAGUUUUAGGGAAUAAGCUUUCGAGAGUCCAGAAAGCUGAUAUCUUAAAACGCUUGCUGUUCUUGAUUAGACUCGAAUCUAAUUAUGGGACUAGGGUCUGGGAGAAUUGUGUUUGAUUCCUCACCCUACUCUGGGAGUCCCCUGGGGGACUUUUGGGACAGUCACAAGCUCUCUGUCUAACCCACAUCACAGGGUCAUUGUGUGGAUAACCACUACACUACGCCAGCAUGGUGUAGUAGUUAAGAGCAGGUGCACUCUA
This is a messenger RNA of Sphaerodactylus townsendi, 921 nucleotides long. RefSeq names its product galanin peptides-like. Gene Ontology annotation, molecular function: hormone activity. The transcript is spliced from 6 exons. Bases 22 to 384 code for a protein of 120 amino acids. Gene Ontology annotation, cellular component: extracellular region. Lineage: Eukaryota; Metazoa; Chordata; Lepidosauria; Squamata; Sphaerodactylidae. The record is from RefSeq and is a predicted model, not a curated record.